GAUCCGCUGCGCACCAGCCCGGACCCUGAGCCCAGCAGCACGGACCUGAGCGCGGCACACAGUUAUGACCGUGGCUCUCUGGCCGCCUGGAUUAAUCCUGUGGUAAAGCCGCCGUUUGUCGCGCUCCGUGCCUCCACCCAGCACCGCGCACACUCAACCACCAAAUUUGUUCCACGGCCAUGGGGAGCAUCGUGUCAGUUUUGACUUGGCUGCUGAGGGGCUGAGUCGAGUUUUGAGGCGGACAGCAGGUGGAUUUAUGGUCCGCAAAAUCCAAACGACCAACCGAAGGAAAUGAGUGGAAGUUUGCGCUCCGGUAGGAUGCAGAUGACGUGUUGGUGCGCCGUGCUCUUCUUGACGCUCGCACUUUGUCUGGUUACAAGUGCCCACAGCUCAAAAUCUGACAUUGUUAAGUCCGGAAGUCCCAAAUCUAUGCUUAAGCAUAUAUGGACAGAAAACGUAAAGGACAUGUCCAUCAGCAGGCUGCUGUCACAGACUCUGCAUGGCAAAGAGAACAGCACAGCCUUGGACCUACGCUAUGAUACUCCAGAGCCAUACUCUGAGCAGGACCUGUGGGACUGGCUGAGGAACUCUACAGAUCUGCAAGACUCAAGGCCACGGGCCAAACGGCGGCCCAUGGUCAAGACAGGGAAGUUCAAAAAGAUGUUUGGCUGGGGGGACUUCCACUCCAACAUCAAGACGGUCAAACUGAACCUUUUGAUCACUGGUAAGAUUGUGGAUCAUGGCAAUGGCACCUUCAGUGUCUACUUCCGCCACAACUCCACAGGCCAGGGUAACGUGUCUGUAAGUUUGGUUCCUCCCACCAAGAUAGUGGAGUUUGAUGUGGCGGCACAGCAGUCUGUCAUUGAUGCUAAGGACUCAAAGUCCUUCAACUGCCGCAUAGAGUAUGAAAAGGUAGAGAAGGGUGCUAAGAACACACUCUGCAACUUUGAUCCAUCCAAGACCUGCUACCAGGAGCAGACCCAGAGCCACGUCUCCUGGCUAUGCUCCAAACCUUUCAAAGUCAUCUGCAUCUUCAUCUCUUUCUACAGCACCGACUACAAACUUGUGCAGAAAGUGUGUCCAGACUACAACUACCACAGUGACACUCCCUAUUUCCCCUCUGGCUGAUAGCACAAUGCUGCACAGUGGACGUUUGCAGUGCAGUCUGGGGCUUCAGCCGACUGCAGACGAAAGUGUUCUGUCCUUAAACAUAUCUAGAGUGUCAGGCAAACCAACUGAUUCCCCCAGUCAGUGUUUAACAAUUCAGAAUUUUUCAAACAGGUCAGUUCAUGUUAAGUAUUCAUAGAGGUGAUGUGUAG
This is a messenger RNA of Thalassophryne amazonica, 1319 nucleotides long. It is a transcript of the gene nxph1, whose product is annotated as neurexophilin 1. Gene Ontology annotation, molecular function: signaling receptor binding. The record is from RefSeq and is a predicted model, not a curated record. Bases 292 to 1128 code for a protein of 278 amino acids. Lineage: Eukaryota; Metazoa; Chordata; Actinopteri; Batrachoidiformes; Batrachoididae. The transcript has 2 exons.